This is a messenger RNA of Schistosoma haematobium, 723 nucleotides long. Its product is annotated as ER lumen protein-retaining receptor 3. Lineage: Eukaryota; Metazoa; Platyhelminthes; Trematoda; Strigeidida; Schistosomatidae. The transcript has 4 exons. The coding region runs from base 1 to 723 and encodes 240 amino acids. Gene Ontology annotation, biological process: endoplasmic reticulum to Golgi vesicle-mediated transport; protein retention in ER lumen. Gene Ontology annotation, cellular component: membrane; endoplasmic reticulum; cis-Golgi network. Gene Ontology annotation, molecular function: ER lumen protein retrieval receptor activity. The record is from RefSeq and is a predicted model, not a curated record.
AUGAAUAUAUUCCGGUUUCUUGGAGAUGCUUCACAUUUUGCAGCUAUUAUAAUUUUACUACUGAAGAUUUGGAAAACACGAUCUUGUGCAGGUCUGUCAGGACGUAGUCAAAUUGCAUUCGCUAUUGUAUUCACCACACGUUAUGUUGAUCUUCUGACAUCUUAUGUGUCUCUAUACAAUUCUCUCGCAAAGAUCAUCUUCAUAUUUUCAUCUUAUGCGACAUUGUAUUUAAUAUAUUUUAGAUUCAAGGCUACAUAUGAUGGAAAUCAUGACACGUUUCGUUUGGAGUUCCUUAUUGUUCCAUGCGCUCUACUAGCAUUGAUUGUCAAUCAUCGUUUCCAAAUUAUUGAGUUGUUGUGGACCUUCUCCAUAUAUUUGGAAUCAGUUGCCAUCCUGCCACAAUUGUUUCUUAUUAGCAAAACUGGAGAAGCAGAAACCAUCACUUCUCACUACUUAUUUUCGCUUGGUUCUUACCGUGGUCUGUACAUACUCAACUGGAUAUAUCGGUAUUAUGUCCAGAACUAUUACGAUUUGAUAGCCAUCUCUGCGGGUGUUUUGCAAACUUUACUAUAUUGCGAUUUUUUCUACUUGUACAUAACUAGAGUCAUUCUGAGGUUUGGUCGUAAUUCUGGGGUCUUCCGAGUCGGUACAUACAUUGAUAUGUGUCGUAAUGCUCGCGGCAUCUCGUCUCAUCUGGAUACUAGACAUGGUGAUCCAAGAUGA